Molecule: messenger RNA, 3347 nt
Organism: Prunus dulcis (almond)
Lineage: Eukaryota; Viridiplantae; Streptophyta; Magnoliopsida; Rosales; Rosaceae
Exons: 6
Coding region: 562-3189 (875 amino acids)
Biological process (GO): protein phosphorylation
Cellular component (GO): plasma membrane
Molecular function (GO): ATP binding; protein kinase activity
Source: RefSeq, a predicted model, not a curated record
AUAACUUUAUUCCUCUUCGAGUCCUUUUCAUUUUUCAUCUUCAACUUCUCUCUCUCGUCACCAUGCUUCUCUCCUUGUCGCCGCCUGUGUCGCUGGACGACCGCCAUCACGUCCGACGCCACCCUAAACCCUCAAUCUCUCACAGAUUCUCACUCAAUUCUCUCUCUUUCUCUCGUCGCCCCUCUGUUUCUCUCUGAAUUUCUCGACCCGACUGAAGAACUCGGUGUUCAAGUUUGCAUCUUCACAGUAUAGAAGAAUAUAUAAAGCAAAAUCAAUGGCAAGGCGUGCCAUCGGUGAACAGCUGAUCAUUCCAAAUGAAAACUUGUACAUUCAACAUGCUUCUGUUAAUGUUGUAUUGCCAUCCUUUGAGAGCCUAAUGCCGGUGGGAAGAGCAAGUGUUCUAAAACAGCUACAAAGAUAGGUGGAGUGGGCUUUGAGAGUCGUAAAGCUCUUAAUGACAUUACAAACAAGAUUUUACCCAAGGAAGCUUCAUCAAAGAAAAAGACACUACCUAAGGAAGAUUUUAAUGUAGCUGAAGAAGUUUUUGCAUGAUCACGAAAAAUGUAUCAAAGCAAAGGAGCCGCGAUGAAUAAGUUUUACUUGGACACGGUCCUUCCAGUACAAGGUGAAAGCUCUUUUGGUCUUUCUUAUCAUGGAGGGAAACUCAUGACAGAACCGGUCUCUGUUAAUAUUCUAUGGUUUGGUACUGGUUGGCAAGAAUCUGAUAGAGAAGCUAUAAGAACGUCUGUUACUUCACUAACUUCAUCUCAAUAUCUUGUUAAGGAUUCUGAGGUUCCUACAUUGGGAAACUGGUGGGAGAUUAUUAGACAGUAUGGAGACAGUAAUAAUGUUCCUGUCACUGAUAGAGUGGAUUUGGGUGCUGAGUGCUUCUAUACAGGUCCUGAACUCAACAUGACCCUAGACCAAGUAGUUUACAUUGGGAGAUCAGUUUUCAACAAGUCUUCCAUCAAAGGUUUUGAUGGGAACCUGAACUGUCAUUGGCUUUUCGAAGUAAAUGAUAACAGUAUCUACCAUAUUGUGUUUUCUUACACUGUAAUGUUCUUAGACAGCAAGGAGCAGAGGCAACUGAUGGACAUGUGUAGUGGAAGGUUUCAACUUGAGGUUUUUGCAGGGUUGAAAGUAAAUAUUCUUUGGGCAAGAGCCCCUCAAAAUGCUGCUGAUCAAUGUUCAAUGCUUUUUCAUGGAAAUUCUUACUUGGGGCCUCCAAAUGGUGAUGAGAAGGUUGAUAGCUUGGUGGGUUAUAUGCUUGCCAACGUUGCUGAGGAGGUUACCAAUCAAGAUGGAAGUGGAUGGAUUAGUAAUGAUGGCAGUGGGAUGACAGUUAGUAAUUCUUGUGCCUCUCCAUUUUGGAGGGAUAAUGGUGAUCCUCCUUUGUUCAGGGAUACAGAAAAGAAUAUGAGUUUCAAUGUGGUUGGUUUGAAUGGUUAUCGAUACAUCAUGCCAUAUAUUUGGGACCAGAAAACCAGGAACUGCGCCUUGAAACUCUCAGAAACCUGUGAAACUAAUGCAAUGGUUAUCUUAAGGGAGCCAAAAGGAUACUUGAGGGGAGGAAUUAUAGUAAACCACUCCAAUGGUUUGCAGCCAUAUCCCCCAAACCAAAAAUGUCGUUGGGCAAUCCACUACCCAACAGCAAAGUUUAUCCGAUUCACCAUCAACUACCUUUCAGUUGCAGCAGAUAGUGAUGAUCACCUGCUAAUUUGCAAGUCAAAAUCAAAAUCUGCACAGUGUUCUACGUUGAAAUCAAACAAUGGAAGAUAUGAGAAGAAUUUCAAGUUGAUGAGCUCAAAAGUUUACAUUGAGUUCAGAACUGGUGACCAAGUUUCUUUUGAGUCAAGAGGAUGGGAGCUCAGUUAUUCUGCAGGACUUUGCUAUGGAAAGGAAAAUUUAUACAAACAUGAUGGAAAUAUCGGCUACGUGGCAUCUACUAGCUUUCCCUAUGUAGAGGGACUGAAAUGCCAAUGGGUUCUCCAUGGAAAACCUGGAACUCCUGUCUUUAUAACCUUCACUCAUAUAAACAUCUCUAAAGGUUUGGAUUUUCUUGCGAUUUAUAAUGGCACAAUGCAGCAGAUAGCAAACUUUUCCGGGUUGUUUACAGGCUCUGAUCUCCCACAAUUGAACUUGUGUGGUGAGGUUAUUAUUGCAUUCACCACUCAGACUGAUCAAGGAGAAGGCUGGUCAGCUAACUUUUACAUCGCUCAUCCUGUGAAUCAUGACAAGGUCUUCGUUGUCAUCCUUAUUGUUGUCUUAGCACUUAUAGCAGCUAGUGUUUCUCUUCUUGCUGUGGCAUUAGCUGUAGUUAGAAAGAAACUAGAGCGCAAAAACGCAAUGGAUUCAGACGAGAGCCUUACGCUAAUGAGCACAGACGCUAUUCGGGUGGAAAACCGAAUUGGAGAGGGGCCUUCUGCUGUGGUUUAUAGAGCAGUUUCGACUGAUGGAGGUCUGGUAGCAAUUAAAUCUCUAAGAGUUAUAGCUGCUGAAACAGAACUUCAACAAGAGAUUAUGGCCAAAUCCUCUUCUCAUCCAAACAUUAUUUCAUUUCUGGGGCAUUCUCAAGAUGGACUUGGAAGACACUAUUUUGUGUUUGAGUACAUGGGUAGGGGAGACUUGAGCUUGAACUUGAGGGAAAGAGGAGAAACACUGGACUUGGAUAAGAGGAUAGCAAUAGCUUUACAAAUCUGCUCUGCUAUUCAAAUGCUGCAUAUGUACUUGAAGCCACCAGUAUAUCAUGGAAACAUAACAUCUGAAAACAUAUUUCUUGAUGAAUUCUACAACGCAAAAUUAGGAGGUUUUGGGGCUGCAAAGUAUUGCAGCAGCAGCAACAGAGCUAAUCCUGAGCAACUAUCAGAAAUGGCUGAAGACAUAUGGAGCUUUGGGCUACUGUUAGUUGAGCUUCUAAGAGGUGAGCCUCUGGUGGACAGAGAAACAUAUAAAAAUUAUAGGAGGCUAGAAGAGAUAAAUGAGCUCCUUGGCAGUCAGGAGUGCGUUGACCGUAGGUUGACCAUCCCCCAUGAAACAUGCAAAAUGGGUUUUGCAAAGCUUGGUGAAAUUGCAAAGUGGUGCAUUGGUAGUAGCUGGAGAGUUGAGGGGGGUAAGAAUAAUCCCAAGAUAGGUGAUGUUUUGUCGGGUUUGAAGCAGGUGAAGCUCUUGUUUUCCACUGCUUCAGGUUGAAACAAAACAAACAAACACAUUGUUAUAGCAAAAAACCUAGAACAACAGUCGCAGUAACUGUUGGAUGAAAUUCUGAGCUGUGGAUUUGUACAUGUUUUAGGUGUAGGCUUUGGUAAAAACCACAUUACAUGUAUUGAAAGCCGGAUUACACGUCCUAA